AUGUAUCUUCCACGGUCCUUGAUCUCGAAAUUAUACAUUCACCUUCAGCAAACACGGCACCCUCUCUCCCCGCCCGUACUUAUUCUUGUCGCCCUCGAACCCGAUGCUCUUUGUGCUUGCCGAAUCCUUACUCGAUUGCUCAAACACGACUAUGUUCCUCACAAGAUUCAACCUGUUUCCGGAUACACCGACCUCGAGAAAGCCGGUCGGGAAUUGGUCACGCCCAUGAUGGAAUCUCAGGGUGGUAGUGGUGGUGUCGUUGUAUGCCUCGGUGUAGGAGGCAUGGUUGACUUGGGCCCAUUACUGGGACUUGAAUCCGAAGGUGAUGAUGCUCCUUACAGUGGCGUAGAGGUUUGGGUUAUGGAUGCACAUCGGCCUUGGAACCUUGGAAACGUUUUUGGUGGGUUUCCCCUUGACCCAGCAACCGAGAUAUCGUCCUCGUACCAGUCGAGGAGCCCGGCUGGAGUUGAUGGAGGGAAGAUCACCCGAGUAUUCAACCCUGGCAAAGGUGGUAUCAUCGUUUUCGAUGAUGGCGAUAUCGAGGAAGAUAUGGAGGCUGAGCGUACCGCAUACCUUGCUCUAAUAGACAUGCCCGAAAUUGAUGAUGAGGGUGAGGAAUUGGGAGAUACCGAUGACGAGGACGAGGCCAGUAACCACUUUGAUAAAGAACCUACGCACGCGGGUCAAAAACGAAAGAGUUGGUCAGAUGGAGAGGACGAUAGUGAUGAUGAUAGGCCCCGGCAACGGCGACGGAGUAACUCAUCCAGCUCAAUUCCGGAAUCACCACAGCGUCCCCAGCAAAGAGGGCUCCUUUCCUUACAGCAACUUGAUGUUGGGCUGUCAAGUGAUCCAGUCGAACCCCCUUCCGGAGCACAACCACCUGCAGGUCCAUCAGCUCGCGCAUUACGAAGACGACUAUUGCGAAUGCGAGAGAAGAACGAAGCCAUCCUUCAUCAGUACUACAAAUUCGGGUCCUCUUUCUCGGAACCGCUUUCCUCCAUGAUGUAUUCGCUUGCUUCCGAGUUAGGCAGAGAAGACAACGAUCUCCUGUGGCUGACGAUAGUUGGAGUUACAUCCAUGGAAAUCUACGGUCGCUCCUCAGCAGGUGUUGCGGCACCUGUCAGACAGAGCGACAAGAGCCGCCCGACAGGCUGGCUAGGAAUUCGGGGGACGAGAAUAAGGCAGCUUCUUCGGGACGAGGUGAGGCGACUCAACCCCCCAGAAAUUUCAAAUGGGCGUGUUGCUGUGGAAAAUACGGGUGUGAUUCCCACCACAGCGAGAAACCCGGAAGACACAGGGAUUCGAUUGUCUCCUGAGCCCAAAUUUCUGCUCAUUCGCCAUUGGAGUCUCUACGACAGUAUGCUACAUUCACCAUACCUUUUUUCACGUCUAAAAACCUGGAGUGAGACGGGAAUCAAGCGACUUCACAAAUUACUUGCAAAAAUGGGAGUCAGUCUUGUUCAAUGCAAGCAAAACUAUACCCACAUGGACAUGAUGCUGAAGCGCGAGCUUAGAGCGAAAUUGCUCAAGUACGGCUCACUUUACAACCUCGACGAAAUGGUGCCAUCAGUCGACACAGAUGGUAAGGAUCGUGCUGGAGCCAAAGAUGGAUGGGGCUUUGUCCGAAGUUGGGGUUUUCGCGCAACAUUGAGUGCUCAAGAUGUGGGAGUUGUCGUUGGUGCCCUCCUAGAAGUCGGCAAGCAUGCUCAGACCGACGACCCUGCUGCGGCCCGUCAAGAUGCUCGAGAAAUCGAGGAAGAGGUCGAACUUGCAGCUCAAGGGCAGGAAUGGAUUGAUCGGUUCUGGGGGGCAUACGACGCGCUCGAAGAUAUCGACGCGCUGAAAGCCGGACUACCCACUGCUCAAUUCCUUCAUCGAGCAAUUUAUCGUACAGGGACAUCACUCAUCAACAAAAAACAGAUUAAACACCUCCGAGCGUUCCGUAUGUGCGUGGUCAAGGAGGGGCCUGACGUCGCGCUUUUCACUCACCCCGCGGCACUAACCAAACUAUCACUUUGGGUCGGCGAGGCUCUUGCCGAACAAGAGAGAGAGGCUCACGGAAAGCUUUCGCACGGCGGCCGUGGUACACCACUUGUUGUUGCCGGCCUCAACGAGAAACGAGGUGUGUAUGUUGUGGUAGGCACGGGUGGCGGAGGUGGCCCGGACACAACAUUGCUCGAUAGAGAGGCCGCAAAGAAACGCAAAAUCGAAAGAGAAGCAAAGCUCAAGAAGAAGGAAGAGUCACGUCUAGCGAAGCAAAAAGUGCGAGAGGAUAAACGGGCAGCUCGACGAGAUGCAGGCGAUGAUGAUGAACUCGAGACAGAGUCAGAGGAUUCCGACAGCUCAGACUCGGAUAUGUCAGAUGAUGAUGGAGACGUCGAGCUUGAAAAGGGCUACGGCCUCAACAAAUUCGGCAUCGCAUUCCAAGAAGUAGUGUCAGAAACCAACACGAGGGUACGAAUCGAUAGUUUCGAGCAUUGUGUGGUGGAAGUGAAGAAGGAGGAUCUUAGCGGAUUCCUCGAGAGUUUGAGCAUGAAGGUCGUUGUGGGUUAA
Molecule: messenger RNA, 2553 nt
Organism: Fusarium venenatum
Lineage: Eukaryota; Fungi; Ascomycota; Sordariomycetes; Hypocreales; Nectriaceae
Product: CDC45 family
Biological process (GO): mitotic DNA replication preinitiation complex assembly; double-strand break repair via break-induced replication; DNA replication initiation
Cellular component (GO): DNA replication preinitiation complex
Molecular function (GO): chromatin binding; DNA replication origin binding; single-stranded DNA binding
Source: RefSeq, a predicted model, not a curated record